UCCCUGAAUCCUCCCAUCCAAAGGAGGCCUAAGAAAAAAGGGGGGCGCCUUCCCAAUAGUCAAGACGAAAUCCUAACACGAUAACAAGAUCGAUUGUGGGUUACAAGUUACAACCGAUUUAUAAAAAAUUGUCUCAUUGUUUAGCAAUCCGCGUAUCCUCCACUCAAAGAGUCACUUUCUCAGCAGAUUUUUUCUGCCUUUUCUUUCCUUGAUCGAGCAGUUUUUCUGAGCACCGAUUAUAAUAGUCGACGAUUUAGGGCUCUCUUUCUCUGGUCUGCGACUGCGAUUCCAGACUUCCAGCGGCAAUCCAACUUCUCUCUGUGAAAAAAUGUCUACAUCGGAAGAAGAGAUCACGCGGCUUUAUAGAAUCCGGAAAACGGUAAUGCAAAUGCUGAGGGACCGAGGGUACUUUGUGACGGAUUAUGAGAUAGAGAUGACUAAACCACAGUUUGUUCAGAAAUAUGGUGAAAACAUGAAAAGAGAGGACCUUGUCAUCAGCAAAAACAAGCGCACCGAAAGCGGUGAUCAGAUUUAUGUUUUUUUCCCUGAGGAACCGAAGGUUGGUGUAAAGACAAUGAAGACUUAUACCAAUCGCAUGAAAUCAGAGAAUGUUUUUCGAGCAAUCUUGGUCGUUCAACAGAAUCUGACUCCUUUUGCUCGUACGUGCAUAAGCGAAAUAUCUGCAAAAUUCCACUUAGAGGUUUUCCAGGAGGCAGAGUUGUUGGUCAACAUUAAAGAACAUGUUCUUGUUCCCGAGCACCAGAUGCUCACAGAUGAAGAGAAGAAGACUCUGUUGAAGAGAUAUACUGUGAAAGAAACACAGCUACCUCGAAUACAAGUGACUGAUCCAAUCGCCAGGUAUUAUGGGAUGAAGCGCGGACAAGUUGUGAAGAUUAUCCGGCCAAGUGAGACUGCUGGCCGUUACGUCACUUACAGAUAUGUUGUUUGAUUUUAUUUCAUAUCAUAUUUUGUUUUAUGAAACUCUUAGGAAACUGGGCUUUUUGAUUUUUGUUUUUGGUGUUAUGUGUUUGUCAAUUAUCUUGAGACUCUGUAAUUGAGGGGCUGAUACAUUUCUCAGUUACUGAAAUUUUGAAUUCAUUUGGGUUUAAGUUAAAA
Messenger RNA from Cornus florida, 1116 nucleotides. RefSeq names its product DNA-directed RNA polymerases II and IV subunit 5A. Gene Ontology annotation, molecular function: DNA binding; DNA-directed RNA polymerase activity. Gene Ontology annotation, cellular component: RNA polymerase I complex; RNA polymerase II, core complex; RNA polymerase III complex. Bases 329 to 949 code for a protein of 206 amino acids. NCBI's taxonomy places the organism in Eukaryota, Viridiplantae, Streptophyta, Magnoliopsida, Cornales, Cornaceae. The transcript is spliced from 6 exons. The record is from RefSeq and is a predicted model, not a curated record. Gene Ontology annotation, biological process: DNA-templated transcription.